AUGGCCGGCAAGAAAAAGAAUAAGAAGAAGAACAACAAUAACAACAGCCCUCCCGCCGGAAGUGCACCAAAACCCGACACCAACGAUAAUAAAGAAGAUUCCAUCAAGGCCGCUGGCGAGCCCCCGGCUUUGAUACCGGAAGAUGCCAAUGGGUUACAAGACAAUCAAGACCCCAACACCACCGAACCAAAGGAUGACGCCCCGGCCGAACCCGCAGCAGAGGAACCUAGCCCACCAGCCGAGGAAUCAUCUGAAUCCCCAGAAUCUGCUGAGGAAACAACACCCGCCGAGCCAACUGACGCCCCCAAUGACACAGCCGACGCCGACGUCAAGGAAGAAGGUGCAGAUGCGCCUGCUGGCGAUGAGCCUCCGCCGAACGCAGAGGGGGAAGGUGUCCCAGAUGAAGCCCCUCAAGAACCGCCUGCAGAAGCUGCAGAGCCCGAGCCGAAAGACGAAGAGGUUGUCCCAGCAGCAGAGGAUAGCGCCCCAAAUCCCGAUGACGGUGGAAACAAUGACGAAGAUUUUCCAGCUUGUGACCCUGAAGAGGGAGCCGACAAGGUAGAGGCCGAGAAGGAAGCUGAAAAGGAGGCCGAACGACUAGCAGCUGAAGAGGCCGAGGCCGACGCUGCCAAAUCCGAAGCAGCCCAGGGUGACGCUGAUGAGACCAAUGCCGAUGCUCCAGCAGACACUCCAGCCGAAGGCAGUGAAGAGGCUCCAGAAGAAGCUCCGCCGACAACCGAGGAGCCUGCUUCCGAAAAUUCUGAAGCUACAGCCCCACCAGAUGAUGCGCCUGUAACUGAGGCUGCAGAUGAGACUAAACCUCCGGAGGGUGAAAUCGAACCCGAAGCUCAACCAGACGAACCUCCUGUGGAGAGUGAACCUGCGCAACCAGAGCCUGUGGAAGAGGCAACGCCGGAACCAGUUGUUGCAUUGACAGCAGGCCAAAAAAAGAAGAACAAGAAGGCCAAGAAUAAGAAAAAGAAGGACAAGGAUAAACCCGAGCCUGAACCUGAGCCCGAAUCCGAACCACCAGCUCCUAUUCCAGUAGUAGAGCCUCCAGCAGAGGAGCAACCGACAGAAGAACCUGCUGAGGCAGCCCCCGAACCAGAAACGAUAACCGAGCCGGAACUUAAGCCAGAAGAAGUUGCUGAAGAGCCCGCAGUCGCUGCACCAGAAGAAGCCAGUGAUGCUCCUGCAGAUCCCGCCCCUGAGCCAGAGGCUACAACACCAGAGGAUCCCGAAAGUCCCCCUCCAACCGAAGAACCCGCGCCAGAAUCUGCCGAGCCAGAAGUUCAACCAACCGAAGAACCCGCUACUGAGCCUGUUCCUGUUGAGGCAGAGCCAGAACCUACUCCCGAGGUAGCUACUGAGGAAGAGAAACCCGCUGUUGAUGACAUCCCAGCGGAGACUUCCGAAGAACCGGCACCAGAGCCAGUCUCAGCUCCUACUGAGGAGGUACCUGAGGAACCGGUCGUUGAAGCUCCCGUUGAAGAACCCGCCGCUGAAGAGCCUGUCAUCGAAGAGCCGGUUGUCGAAGAGCCUGUCGCCGAGACAUCUACUGAAGCUCCUGCUGAACCUGCCCCCGAGGAAGUUCCAGCUGCGGAAGAAACGGCACCAGUUACUGAGGAGCCGACUGCCGAAGAGCCUGUAGCCGCUGAAGAGCCCGCUGUUGUCGAGCCUGCUGAGGUGGAGGUACAGGUUGAAACUGUACCCGAAGAAUCCGCCAAAGAGGAACCCGCAAAAGAGGCUACACUAGAGGAGCCUACGGUUGAAGAAUCAGCACCAGUCCCUGAGGAAGCAGUCAUCGAAGCACCAGCUGCAGAGGAGCCUACUGUUGAGGCACCAAUCGCCGAGGAGCCAGAGGCGGAAGAGCCAGUCGUCGAGGCACCAGCUGCUGAGGAGUCACCCGCCGAAGAGUCAGUCGCUGAAGCACCAGCUGCUGAAGAGCCACCCGCUGGAGAGCCACCCGCUGAAGAGCCACCCGCUGAAGAGCCACCCGCUGAAGAGCCACCCGCUGAAGAGCCACCCGCUGAAGAGCCACCCGCUGAAGAGCCACCCGCUGAAGAGCCAGUCGCUGAAGCACCAGCUGCUGAAGAGCCACCCGCUGAAGAGCCACCCGCUGAAGAGCCACCCGCUGAAGAGCCACCCGCUGAAGAGCCAGUCGCUGAAGCACCAGCUGCUGAAGAGCCACCCGCUGAAGAGCCAGUCGCUGAAGCACCAGCUGCUGAAGAGCCACCUGUUGAAGACCCUGUCGUGGAAGCACCGGCCGCUGAGGAGCCUGUCGUCGAAGCACCAGCUGCUGAAGAGCCACCCGCUGAAGAGCCGGUCGUCGAAGCACCAGCUGCUGAAGAGCCAGCUCCUGAGCCAACCCCUCCCGUAGAAGAGCCAGCUGCUCCAGAGGAACCCCCGGCUGAAGAGUCUGUCCCCGAGCCAGCUCCUCCUGCAGAAGAACCACCAAUUGAAGCAGCCCCGGUUGAAGAGUCACCAGUGGAACUUGCUCCGGAGGAGCCUGCACCUGAGGAGUCAUUUGCGCCCGAUGAAGGACCACGCGGAGAACUUGCACCAGAAGAGCGAGUCGAAGAUGUUCCCUAUUUCGAAGAACCCGUGGAGGCACCAGGAAGCAAAGAUGGUACCCGCCGCCGCAAGAGACGCUCACCAGGAGAUCGUGGAGAUCGUGGAGACCGCGGAGAUCGCGGAGAACGCGAACGACGCUACUCCAAGACAUCCUCCGACGGAAACAAGGGACAACAGCUCCUUCAGCGCCAGAAGAGCGAGCGUAGCGUGUUCACCAACCGAUGGGCCAAAGCCUUGGAGGAAGCGAAGCGGCAACACGAGGAAAAGAAGCGCGGCGAAGUGCAAAUCAAGCGAGCCAAGGCAGCUGUUGAAGCCGACAAGGAACGGAGUGGUAUCUCAUCUUCAGAGAAAGUCAAACGUCCGGAGCGCUCUUCCUCAAAAGAGCAAGACAUCCCGAUUAUCGAGCCCAAACUGAAGCGCAGUCUUUCCUCCAAGGAGAAGGAGUCAAGUCGGUCUUCCAAGCCGCCUCCUUCUUCGAAACCACCUUCAUCAUCCAAGCAGAGCUCCACUUCUCCACCCAAGCCCCGUCAUUUCCUUCGAUACAUGGGCAACGGCCAAUCCGACACCCCCAAGCCACUUGUGCGUGCCAACACGACCAAGUCAUUGACUCCAGCCUCCGAUCGUCCCCGUCGGUCCUCGACAACCCAGAGUCACGGAAGCCACGGCAGUGGUGACCGGGCACCGAACGAGGAGAGAAAAUCUAGCAGCCGAUCUGGUGGCUCGGUUUCCCGCCGGGAAGAGGAGGCCCCCCGUCAAGAGAAAGAGAAGGAGAGGGAGAAGAAGCCUCGUCGGCGGUCUCGUGAAGAACCCGAACCCAGUCGGCCCCGUGAAAGGGAGCGGGAGCGAGAGAGAGAGAGGGAGAGAGAGGUGGAAAAGGAGAAGGAGAGGCCCGAAAGGGAGCGCCGCUAUCGUGAGCGUGAGGCUCGCGAAGGUGAGGACGGUCGUCGUCGUCGGCACCGCCGGGAACCCUCGCCGCCGAAGGAGUCGAGGCUGAAGGGUCUUCUCAGGACUAUUACUGCUCAUUAG
Molecule: messenger RNA, 3600 nt
Organism: Penicillium verhagenii
Lineage: Eukaryota; Fungi; Ascomycota; Eurotiomycetes; Eurotiales; Aspergillaceae
Product: PE repeat family protein
Exons: 4
Coding region: 1-3600 (1199 amino acids)
Source: RefSeq, a predicted model, not a curated record